UACUUAAGCCUCCCGCCCAGGACUUGGGAAGUGGCUGCUCCAGGCGACUUCCUCCAACAAGUGCGUGGCGUCGGCGGUGGCCCAGAUAAGACCUCAAGGCUCCUGGGGGCCGUGGUAGCCGGGCGUCCACAGGAAGCGCGGGGUGGGUGCGCCGCCACCGCUGUGGGGAACCUCUAGGUCCCGGAUUGCAGCUUUUCAGCAGAGGCAUGGCGUCAGCCACCACCAGCAAGAAGAUGCGGGAGGAGGCCACCUGCUCCAUCUGCCUGCACCUGAUGGCCAACCCUGUGAGCAUCAAUUAUGCCUGCCGCCUGCGCCUCCUGGGCCUGCACUCCUCCUCCCGGAGCCAGCUAGGCAUGGAGACCUUCUCCUGCCCCCAAUGCCAGGCUCCCUUCCAGAGAGGCAGCCUGAGGCCCAACCAGCAGCUGGGCAGCCUCACUGCCGCCCUCCAGGAGCUGGAGCAGGAGCUGUCUCGCCAGAAGCACGGGGAGCGGCUGCACCUCUUCUGUGAGGACGAGGGCCAGCUCAUCUGCUGGCGCUGCGAGCACAACCCACGGCACAAGGGCCACGCCACGGCGCUCGUGGAGGACACGGCCAGCUACAGGGAAAAGCUCCAGGAAGCGGUGAGGAAACUGAGGCAAAUGGGAGAGGAAUGCACGAGCCAGAAAGCAUUCACAGUGAAGCAGAUAGCCGAGUGGAAUGAGGAGAUAAAGGUUCAGAGACAGAAAAUCCAGGUGGACUUCCAGAACCUGCGCUUCUUGAGAGAGGAGGAGAGGUCCUGCCUGUGGAGAAUGGAGAGCGAGAAAGAGCACACUCUGCAGAGACUGAGGGACAGGGAGGCCAACCUGGGGCAGCAGAGCCGGGAGCUCCAGAGCCGCAUCCUGGAGCUGGAGGAGCGAUGCCCGGGCUCUGCCGAGAAGGUGCUGCAGGACGUGGCCGGGUCACCACGGAUGAGGCUUUGCAAGAAGCUGUGGAUCUCAUCUGUGGAGAGCGGCUACAGUGUUUGGACAGGUUCAACAAGUCCUGUGGAGGACUUCCCUGUGCUGGGUGGCAGCUGUGGGGACAGGAGAGAAGACAGGUACGAGCUGGCUCCCCGUUCCCUGAGCACAGGGAUUUCCUAA
Molecule: messenger RNA, 1118 nt
Organism: Myotis davidii
Lineage: Eukaryota; Metazoa; Chordata; Mammalia; Chiroptera; Vespertilionidae
Product: E3 ubiquitin-protein ligase TRIM38-like
Molecular function (GO): zinc ion binding
Source: RefSeq, a predicted model, not a curated record